Messenger RNA from Gavialis gangeticus (Gharial), 2263 nucleotides. RefSeq names its product angiopoietin 2 (gene ANGPT2). Gene Ontology annotation, biological process: Tie signaling pathway; angiogenesis. The coding region runs from base 519 to 2006 and encodes 495 amino acids. The record is from RefSeq and is a predicted model, not a curated record. The transcript is spliced from 9 exons. NCBI's taxonomy places the organism in Eukaryota, Metazoa, Chordata, Crocodylia, Gavialidae. Gene Ontology annotation, molecular function: receptor tyrosine kinase binding.
UCACAGGGGUCCUCCAACUGAUCAAUUUUUUCCAGAGGUUUUAUGUAGCAGACCAUACAGUAUCCAGCAGAAUGUUCUGACUUUCCUGCUGCUUUGCAAAUGACACCCCCCACAGGAAGAUAACGGAUAAGCCAGGAGGGAGGAGCAGUCAAGCUACACAUGUCUGGGUACUCUUAUCAACUUAUCAUAAAAGGAAAGGAAAGUGAUUGAUUCAGAUACUGUAAAAAAGGCUAAAAGACAAGCAGAAGAAAAACUAAAGCUUGUUUUUGAAACUAACACAUCUAGCAGUUGAGACGGGAUUGCUUUGCCUGCUCGCAUCUGACAGAUUAGGGAACGACUGGAGAGAAGACAGCACUUUUCAAGUUUGCAGCUAGGAUACCGAAAACUCAGCCCUUUUUCAGACUACUUUGCACAUGACAGCAGAGCACUGAAUUUCAGGGCAGGUUAACUCUAUAACCUGAGCUCUUGUUAAACAUAUUAAAGUAUUUUAGAUAUACUGGGUUACCAUAGGAAUUAAAAUGCGGCUGGCUGUUUACUGUAUUUUGAGCUGCAAUCUUUUCUUAGCUUCAGGGUAUACUUCCUUUCGUAAAAGCACAGAGACUGUAGGCAAAAAGCAGUAUCAGGUUCAGCAUGGGUCAUGCAGUUAUACCUUUCUUUUGCCUGAGAUGGACAACUGCCGCUCAUCUUCUAGCUCCUAUGUGUCGAAUGCAGUACAGAGGGAUGCGCCACUAGACUAUGAUGACUCAGUACAAAGACUGCAACUACUUGAAAACAUCAUGGAAAACAACACUCAGUGGCUAAUGAAGCUUGAGAAUUACAUCCAAGACAAUAUGAAGAAAGAAAUAGUAGAGAUCCAGCAAAACGCAGUGCAGAACCAGACUGCAGUAAUGAUUGAAAUAGGCACAAACCUAUUAAACCAAACAGCUGAACAGACCCGCAAAUUAACAGAUGUUGAAGCACAAGUGUUAAACCAGACAACAAGACUGGAACUUCAGCUUCUGGAACAUUCUCUCUCAACAAACAAGUUAGAAAGGCAGAUUUCAGAUCAGACCAAUGAGAUAACCAAAUUGCAAGAAAAAAACAGCCUUCUAGAAAAAAAAGUUCUUGAGAUGGAAGACAAGCACACACUUCAGCUACAGUCAGUAAAAGAAGAAAAAAAUCAACUUCAAGCAUUGGUAUCAAGACAAAAUUCUAUAAUAGAGGAACUAGAAAAGCAGUUAGUCACAGCCACAGUAAACAAUUCAGUUCUGCAAAAACAGCAACAUGAUCUGAUGGAGACUGUUCACAACUUGCUUACCAUGAUAUCUACACCAAACUCCAAAAGCAGCUUUGUGGCAAAAGAAGAACAAAUCAGUUUCAAAGACUGUGCUGAAGCAUUCAAAUCAGGACUUACAACAAGUGGAAUCUACACCUUAACGGUUCCUAAUACUUCAGAAGAGAAAAAGGCAUACUGUGACAUGGAAACCAGUGGAGGGGGGUGGACAAUUAUUCAGCGACGUGAGGAUGGAAGUGUAGACUUUCACCGGACAUGGAAAGAGUAUAAGAUGGGAUUUGGAGAUCCUGCUGGAGAGUACUGGCUUGGAAAUGAGUUUGUUUCUCAGCUGACUAAUCAGAAACACUAUGUUCUUAAAAUACACCUGAAAGACUGGGAAGGAAAUGAGGCAUAUUCAUUAUAUGACCAUUUUUAUCUAGCAAGUGAAGAACAAAAGUACAGGAUCCAACUUAAAGGACUUACUGGGACAGCAGGCAAAAUAAGCAGCAUAAGCCAACCAGGAAAUGAUUUUAGCACAAAGGAUGCAGACAAUGAUAAAUGUAUUUGCAAAUGUUCACAAAUGCUAACAGGAGGCUGGUGGUUUGAUGCAUGUGGUCCUUCCAACCUGAAUGGAAUGUAUUAUCCAUUGCGACAGAACACCAACAAGUUUAAUGGCAUUAAGUGGUACUACUGGAAAGGGUCAGGCUACUCUCUCAAAGCCACAACUAUGAUGAUCCGACCAGCAGAUUUCUAAAUGCUUUUGCAUUCUACAUGAAUUGUGUAUCAUAUAAUCUUCAAAGACUUCAUGUGCCAAACAUUUAAACACACAGCUGCAACUUCUCAAUUUUCCAGCCCAGAAAACAUGCAUUAAUGUUCUGAAGGAUCAAUUUGAUUCUGAUUCUUGAAUUGCAAUAGCCAUCAUCAGCUAAAGCUUACAUUAUUCAGCUAGACACAGCAAAGUCUAAAACAUGAAGUAAUCUGAUAUAAUAAUGAUUUGGCAGAACAACUGAU